This is a messenger RNA of Sugiyamaella lignohabitans, 1233 nucleotides long. RefSeq names its product guanine nucleotide-binding protein subunit alpha (gene GPA1). Lineage: Eukaryota; Fungi; Ascomycota; Dipodascomycetes; Dipodascales; Trichomonascaceae. Gene Ontology annotation, biological process: G protein-coupled receptor signaling pathway. The coding region runs from base 1 to 1233 and encodes 410 amino acids. The transcript has a single exon. The record is from RefSeq and is a predicted model, not a curated record. Gene Ontology annotation, molecular function: guanyl nucleotide binding; GTPase activity; G protein-coupled receptor binding. Gene Ontology annotation, cellular component: heterotrimeric G-protein complex.
AUGGUCAAGAUUCUGUUACUAGGAGCAGGCGAGUCAGGUAAAUCCACAGUAUUGAAACAGAUGCGAUUGAUUCAUGGUACAGGGUUCACGAGUUUUGAACGGAUCCAGUAUUCGAAAGUGAUCUGGUCUGACACGGUGCAGUCAAUGAGAACAAUGCUGCAACAAGCGGAUAUUCUAGGGAUUCCACUCGACUGUAAUGAUACAUCGUCGAAACUGUAUAAAAGCAAACAGGUGCUGCUAGCAACUGAUGAGUGGGAUAUCAUGAAGAAAGAGUUCAGUCCUGAAGCAAAGAGGUUUCUUAGUGAUUAUACUGUAGAUAUGGGACCGACUGUGACUAUUCAAACAGCCAUGAACAUGAAUCACAUGAAUCACAUGGACACAGAAGACGAUGAUGUUUCAGGCACGAGUAAUGGAAUUGGUAUGAUCGCAUCAAAUAAUGACAACGGCCAUGAUGAUGACGAGGACGACGAAGAAGUCAGUGAAACCACUGCUAUGCUUCCUGCACCACCUCCACUUCCCAGUCGACUGGAGGUCGCACAAGCUAUACACGAUCUAUGGACACAGGAUGUCGGGAUUCGAAGGGUGUAUCAGAAUGCACAUAUGUUCCAGAUGGAAGUGAACGCUAAACAUUAUUUCGAGCAGGUGUUUGAUUUCGCCAAUCCGCAGUAUAAAGCAACUGAUACAGACAUUCUCGUUGGCCGGAUCAAGACCACGGGAAUUUUUCAAAUGCAGUUUAAAGUGAAAGGCACUCCAUUACGGAUGUUUGAUGUAGGAGGUCAGCGGAGUGAGAGACGCAAAUGGGUUCACUGUUUUGAUAAUGUCACUGCCGUCUUAUUUGUAGCAGCAGUAUCUGAAUACGACGAAGUGCUAUUUGAAGACGAUGAGGUCAACCGAAUGCAAGAAACACUCGACUUGUUUGAACAAAUCUGUGACACCAGAUGGUUCCGCGACACACCGAUCAUAUUAUUUCUAAACAAAAUGGACAUUCUGCGCACCAAACUCAAACGGUCUCUCUUCACAGACUACCAACCAGCGUACCCUGGCGACCCACUCAACCCAGACCAAGUGUGUUCAUACAUGGAACGAAUCUUCCUGUCCAAGAACAAAUACCCCGGCCGGCCAAUCUACGUGCACCGCACCUGUGCCACCGACACCAAAUCCAUGGCCUUCGUCAUGGCCGCCGUCACCGACAUGGUCUUCCAAAAGAACCUCACCUGGUCGGGUGUCAUCUAA